Messenger RNA from Ceratina calcarata, 914 nucleotides. Its product is annotated as ribosomal RNA processing protein 36 homolog. Gene Ontology annotation, biological process: maturation of SSU-rRNA from tricistronic rRNA transcript (SSU-rRNA, 5.8S rRNA, LSU-rRNA). Lineage: Eukaryota; Metazoa; Arthropoda; Insecta; Hymenoptera; Apidae. Gene Ontology annotation, cellular component: 90S preribosome; nucleolus. The record is from RefSeq and is a predicted model, not a curated record. The coding region runs from base 94 to 789 and encodes 231 amino acids. The transcript has 3 exons.
CAGAGACACAUGGUGGCACCGUGAGUGUUUCAUGUGUCAAACAAAGAAGUUCUUCGUUUCUGUACAUUUGUUCAAUAUUCUCCGUUAUUUAACAUGAGCGACGAAGAAGAUGCUCUUCUUAAUGAAGAUAAGGACCAGGAUAAAAUAAGGGCUGAACUCUCGCAAAUGAGUUUCGAGGAACUACAGAAACUGAAAGAGAAACUGGGAACUAAAGUGUAUAAAGAAACAUUGUUUGGUCCACGGAAGAUCAAGAAACACGAGUUCAAGCGAGAAAACAAAAACAGACCACGGGAAAUCUCCGCGAAAAAGCCUGUGUCUCGAUUUAUGGAAGUAGUACACGUAAAGAAACAGAUUCCAAGAGAUCCAAGAUUUGACAGUCUUUGCGGCACGUUCGAUCCGAAAAGAUUCAAAAAGAAUUACGGAUUCCUCAAUGAUGUAAAACAAAACGAUCUGAGGAAAUUAAAAGAACAGUUGAAAGAAACCAACGAUCCGAAGAUGAUACAGAAAAUCCAAUACCUCAAGCGACGGUUGGAAAAUCAAAUACGGGAGGAAAGAAGGAGAAAUCAGAUAGAGGAAAGGAAGCGGGAAGAAAAGAAUGAGAUCGCGGAAGCUAUCAAACGUGGCGAGAAACCAGUAUUCAAAAAGAAAUCUGAGAAAAAGGUCUUGAACUUAAUUUCUCAAUACGAAGAGCUGAAAAAUUCGGGCAAGCUGAAAAAACAUAUUCAAAGAUUACGGAAGAAGAAUCGACAUAAGGACAGGCAAAAACUAACGUCGGCAGAACUUGAAUAAAGGGAGAACGUCGAGCAUACGUGAAAUGAAAAUUUGUACAAAUUAAAUAUGAGAGGAAUAAUUACAGGUGUAUAUACAAAAUGGAAUGAAUGAACAUGCUAUGACAAUAAAACUUAAAUUCUUUA